This is a messenger RNA of Styela clava, 1302 nucleotides long. RefSeq names its product sideroflexin-2-like. Gene Ontology annotation, cellular component: mitochondrial inner membrane. Gene Ontology annotation, biological process: monoatomic ion transport; serine import into mitochondrion. NCBI's taxonomy places the organism in Eukaryota, Metazoa, Chordata, Ascidiacea, Stolidobranchia, Styelidae. The record is from RefSeq and is a predicted model, not a curated record. Gene Ontology annotation, molecular function: monoatomic ion transmembrane transporter activity.
UAUUAAAGGAAGUAAAGUAAAAAGGAAUAUGAUUCUGUUGUAUAAAAACAUUUAACAUUUCUCAACUUUAAAAUGGGGAAGGAAAAAAUUUCAGUCUUGAAGGAAUUUAAUUUUGACAUCACAAAGCCCAGAUGGGACCAGGGCACAUUUUUUGGGAGAUUACGACAUUUUGUGAGUAUUACCGAUCCUCGUCUUGCAAUUGCGGGUCAAAAAGAACUAGAGGCUGCUCGCAAUCUUGUAGAUGAUUUUAAAUGUGGUAUGAUGCCUCGUGGAACUACUGUGGAGCAGAUUUGGAAAGCGAGACAUCUAGAGCAAUCAGCGUUUCAUCCAGAUUCUGGAGAAUUAAUGAAUAUUUAUGGCAGAAUGUCGUUCCAAGUGACAGGCAGAACGGCUAUUACAGGGUUUCUGCUUCAAUUUUACAAGACCCCGUUCCAAGUGGCGUCUAUGCAAUGGAUGAAUCAAUCCUACAAUGCUCUGGUGAAUUAUACGAAUAGAAACGCAGCUUCGACGAUCACUAAAAAGCAGAUGUUCUUUGCAUAUCUUACAGCAACCGUUACUGGAGUGGGAGUUGCUGUUUGGUUGAAUAGAUCUGCGGCUUUGGCCACACCAAUUCUGGCAAGAUGGGUUCCUUUAGUGGCCGUAUCGUCAGCAAAUGCAGUCAAUAUCCCACUUUCUCGACAAUCAGAGAUAAUUUCGGGAAUUGUAAUCACGGACGAACAUAACCAACCUGUUGGAAAUUCCAGAAAAUGUGCGAUCAAGGGAAUUACGCAAGUUGUAAUAUCUCGAGUCGUUAUGGGAGCUCCAGGAUUUAUUUUACUUCCACUCAUAGUCGAGAGAAUAAAGCACACAAAGUUUUGGAGAAAUCACAAAUGGGCGCAUUUACCUUUCCAAGUUAUGGGCUCGGGAGUUGUUCUUUUAGUCAUGGUCCCCAUAUCUUGCGCUCUCUUUCCGCAAAUAUCCAAAUAUAAAUUCUCAAAGCUGGAACCUGAAGUCCAAGAAUCUAUUCGAGCUAAGUUAGGCAAAGAAUUGGAUUAUGUUUAUUUUAAUAAGGGCUUAUAGCUGCCCUCAAACAUUGGUUUUAUAUAUUUUCAACUUAAUGAAAAGAGACGUUCAAUAACUCUGCAAAGCAAUUAUGCUUAUAAAAAAUGGUUAGAAUAUGCAUCUGUCAAAGGAUUAUAUUGGUACAGCCCAUAUUCAUUUUAUAAUAUUGCCGGUACUCCCAAAGUAUGUGAACCAAGAUCGCAGAAACUGAAGCGUAGUAUGUACCAGGUUAGGGUUAGGCCAUAAUUUCAUUCCAAUUUU